CUUUCCUGUGCCUUACUAGUCAGGUGCAGGCGUUGAAUGUUCAACUGUUGUGGUUCAGCGGUGAUUGAUCCGCUUCGCCUCGGAGAAACCAAGACUCCCGGCCACCGCAUCGCCGACCUCCGCGUCGGGAACAGCUCCAUCCAUACCGUUGCGUCUCCAUCUCCAUCUUCAUCGUCAUCUCCUUUGGGGCACCUAGCUCCUCUGCACACAACUAUAGACCAGAACUGGAAACAAGGGGCUCCAGAAUUAGCGAUAACUUCCCCGUUCAUUGUUCUCUUACCACUCAUACCCCAUCAACUGUCGAGCUGAGCUCCGGUCAUCACCUAUCUGUUUAUCAGCUUCAUCACCUCCCUCAACCAAUCCAGUUCCUCCCCAUCAGCAACACACAAUCCAACCUUCACCAUGCGAAUACCAACCGGCCUCUCGACCCUCCUAUUCUCCUCCGCCCUCCUUCCCGGCCUAGCCUCCGCGUCCGGCGGCUUCGACUGCCACAACAUCAUCGUCGACAGCUACAAAUAUGACCUCAGCACUCUCGGCGGCGUACACACGCUCUACCACGUUGACGAGACAGAAGACUACGUCGUCAACACAACCUACGUGCUCAACAUCUGCAACAUCCUCAAGGGCGCUGCCCACCGCGGCCACCUGAAAUGCCCGACCUCCAAGAACAUCUGCGGCUUCCAAUACAAAACCGCUCUCGACAGCCACAAAGAAGAAAGCACCGUCUUCCCGAUCGUCGGCCUCGACCACCUCGGCCACGGCACCAAAGACGCUGAAAUCACGCGCCUGAAGAAGCUCGAUUCCGAACAGGAAGGUCUCCUCGUCAAACUCGCCGGAGGCGAAUACUUCGACGAAGACCAACAGAAGAAGAAGAACGCGGGCGCCGUGAUCGAGUUCCAGUGCGAUCCCGACCGGUCGGGAUUAGAGGGACUACAGACGACCGAAGACACCGAGGAGGAGCGCCGUCGGCAGUGGCAGCUGAGUCAACGGGCGGACGAGACUAACGGCGACAACGAGAACAAUGACAAUGGCACAAUCCCGGAAGGCGGACGCAGUUUGCAGUUCAAGAGCUUCGGGCCCGCAGAUGAUGAUACCUACGUGCUGAAGCUGAACUGGAGGACGCGCUACGCGUGCGACAAUUAUAGGGAUGAGCCGGGUGAGAAGAACCCCGAUGGUGGUAAUGGUGAUGGGUCGAGUCAUUGGGGGUUCUUUACUUGGUUGAUUAUUAUCCUCUUCCUCUGCAUCGCAGCAUACCUCAUCUUCGGCUCCUGGCUCAACUACAACCGCUACGGCGCCCGCGGGUGGGAUCUCCUCCCGCACGGCGACACGAUCCGCGAUAUUCCCUACCUCUUCCAGGACUGGUUACGGCGGGUGGUCAAUACGCUGCAAGGGACGGGAUCUAGAGGGGGAUAUAGUGCUGUUUAGGGGGUUUUAGAGAUUGAUUGAUUGAUUGAUUGAUUGCCUAUUUUUUUUCUUUGUGUGGUUUGUUAUGUUGUUUGCUUGGGAAUAGUUGGAUGAUGAGGUUGUUGCUAGUAUCGAAGAAGAGGAUGAUGAUGAUCACGAGGAUGAUUCUAUUAUAUGGUGGAAUAAAGAAUAUGAC
Molecule: messenger RNA, 1600 nt
Organism: Aspergillus costaricaensis CBS 115574
Lineage: Eukaryota; Fungi; Ascomycota; Eurotiomycetes; Eurotiales; Aspergillaceae
Product: autophagy-related protein 27
Exons: 3
Coding region: 403-1425 (340 amino acids)
Source: RefSeq, a predicted model, not a curated record